This is a messenger RNA of Caenorhabditis remanei, 1113 nucleotides long. RefSeq lists its product as uncharacterized. NCBI's taxonomy places the organism in Eukaryota, Metazoa, Nematoda, Chromadorea, Rhabditida, Rhabditidae. The record is from RefSeq and is a predicted model, not a curated record. Gene Ontology annotation, cellular component: membrane. Bases 1 to 1113 code for a protein of 370 amino acids. The transcript is spliced from 8 exons.
AUGAGUUCCUCAGAACAUGAACAGUUCCUACGGGAAUGGACGUUUUCCUCUCGUCUUUUAUUCUACUCAAUCAUUGCUGUCACUUCAUUAACUCUUCCAGUACUUGUACUGAUUAUGGCUUUGAUUCGACCACACCGAAAUUCUCAAUAUUUCCCCUACAUGUGUGGAAUCAUCGGAGGAAACUUUGUUCUACUGUCUACAGUAUUCACAUUGGUAGUUUCAGAAAAUGUCAACGUUGUUUACUACUAUCUCCCCGGUUUCAUAAUCUGCAAGUUCUCCGCUUUCCUUGUCAACUCUGCUUCCUGCUUCAUUCAUUGGACAUGGGUUGCAAUGUACUCUCAACGAUGUAUCCAUGUAUUUUUCCCUCUUCGAUCCAGGAGAAGACUACCUAGGAGUACAUGGAAUACGCUUUUGAUCAUCCUGCUAUUCUCUUGUGCAUGUCAAAUCUGGGCUCCGAUCACAAUAACAGAACUCAACUUCUCGCACGGAAACAACAGCCAGGGCACGUAUUGUGCAGAGGAUCCGUAUUUCAGCAGUUCGUCAAAGAUCAUUGUCCUUGUGGAGAGCACAAUAACAUUCUUUAUUCCGUUCAUGCUGACAGUUCUCGCAGAUAUUUCUGUUUUGGUGUCAAAAGUACCGUGGCAAACUCCAUUCAAACUGAUUUCAGCAGACGAUUUGAGGAGUAAUAAUAGAAGUGAUAACAUGAAAAUUGUAUCAAAAUUGAACUUAGAGAGUGCUGAAAAACGAAGAAUAAAUGCAAUCAAAAGAUGUCUCAUUUCUGCAACGUUGACUCUGGUUUUGAAUCUUCCAAAUUAUGUUCUUCAGGUGGUUGAUGAAUUCUACUCACUGAGGGAACACAGAGAAGUAUCAAUUCGUCGGAUUUUCCUUCAGGCGGAUGCAGCUGUUUACAUUCUAUACCUUUUGCAAUUCCCAUUGGUUCCAGUAAACAUGUAUUUCCUCCGUCAGAACAUCACAAGAAGCUCCAGAAAAUUGCGAGAGAAGACAACACUACAACAAGAGCACAGUAGAUCAUUCCAAGUUCUCGAAAUGAGUAAUGAUCAGAGCAGAAUUCCAUUGAGUACAACAAUUCCUUCACCUACGUCGCAGACUUGA